Asterias rubens (European starfish) is the source of this 3251-nucleotide messenger RNA. Its product is annotated as serine hydroxymethyltransferase, cytosolic-like. The coding region runs from base 196 to 1707 and encodes 503 amino acids. Gene Ontology annotation, molecular function: mRNA 5'-UTR binding; serine binding; pyridoxal phosphate binding. Gene Ontology annotation, cellular component: cytoplasm; cytosol; nucleus. Gene Ontology annotation, biological process: protein homotetramerization; folic acid metabolic process; tetrahydrofolate interconversion. NCBI's taxonomy places the organism in Eukaryota, Metazoa, Echinodermata, Asteroidea, Forcipulatida, Asteriidae. The record is from RefSeq and is a predicted model, not a curated record. The transcript has 8 exons.
CAGUAGCUCCAUGCGCAAGAAGUGGCGCGAGAAUUUCCCACAGGGCCCACAUAUCACAUGUAUGUGUUGUGACAAUUUGCAUAGAUAAAAGAUAAAUCGAUUGUAUUUAAUCUAUUAUUGGUCAAUCGUUGUCGGCUGAUCAGAAUCUAGUUAUCUUAACUCCAGAGUCGCUUAACUGAUUUGAACCAAUUGACAAUGAGUCAAGUUUCAGUGCAACCAUCGGCAGUUGAUUCAACGAACGCAAAGAGACAGAAGCUGUGUGACGAGACGAAACAAUCGGGAAGUAUGACUACAAACGGACAAACCAACGGAGCAGGAGGGGAGUGGUUCGGAAGUGAACCGCUGGCGACCAAUGACCCGGCAAUCGCAGAAAUCAUCGUCAAGGAGAAACAGAGACAGAAGUGUGGGCUGGAACUGAUUGCCUCAGAGAACUUCACAAGCCGUGCUGUGCUGGAGACACUUGGAUCGUGUCUUCAGAACAAAUACUGUGAGGGUUAUCCAGGAAAGAGGUACUAUGGAGGCACCCAACACUUUGACGAGUUGGAAAACCUAUGUAUAAAGCGUGCACAGGAGGCCUACCGCUUAGACCCCGCAGAAUGGGGCGUCAACGUCCAACCCUACUCUGGAUCGCCAGCGAACUUUGCAGUGUACACCGCCCUCAUUGGGCCCCACGGUCGCAUCAUGGGGUUGGACCUGCCGGACGGUGGUCAUCUGACCCACGGGUUCAUGACCAGUAAGAAGAAGAUUUCGGCAACUUCCAUGUACUUUGAGUCCAUGCCAUACAAGGUGGACCCCGCCACGGGUUUGAUCGACAUGGAUCGCUUGGAGGAGAACGCUAAAUUGUUUCAUCCACAAAUGAUUAUUGCAGGCAUCAGCUGUUAUUCACGUAACCUGGACUAUGCUAGAUUCCGUAAGAUCGCCGAUCAGCACGGAGCAUACCUGAUGGCUGAUAUGGCUCAUAUCAGCGGACUCGUUGCCGCCGAGGUUGUUAACAAUCCCUUCGAGCACUGUGACAUCGUCACCAGUACGACCCACAAGACACUGCGUGGACCCAGGUCUGGCAUCAUCUUCUUCCGCAGAGGACUCCGUAACACGCUCAAGAAUGGUACACAAGUGAUGUAUGACAUAGAGAGGCCAAUCAAUGAAGCAGUCUUCCCAGGUCUGCAAGGCGGCCCUCACAUGCACGCUGUAGCUGGUGUUGCCGUUGCUCUUAAACAGACUAUGAAUCCAGAGUUCAAGCAGUACGCAGCCAAUGUCAUCCAAAAUGCCCAGGUCAUGUGCAAGAAACUUGUAGAACUUGGGUACAAGAUUGUCACAGGUGGCACUGACAACCAUCUUCUCUUGGUUGACCUCCGACCUACCCAAGUGGGAGGAGCUCGCUGUGAGAAAAUUCUUGAGGACAUUUCAGUGGUGUGCAAUAAGAACACGUGUCCAGGAGACCUGAGCGCUUUGAAGCCAAGCGGCUUACGCUUUGGAACUGCCGCCCUGACUUCUCGUAAUUUGACCGCUGAGGACUUUGAGAAGGUGGUGGACUUCAUUGACAAGGGCAUCAAGCUGACCAAGGAAAUUGAGCCACUCUGCGGACCUACCUUGAAGGAGUUCCGUGAGAUGGUGGCCACCAACAAGGAGGUCCAAGCCAAGAUUACCGUCUUGAGAGAAGAAGUCGAAGACUUUGCCAGCAAGUUCCCUCUGCCUGGAUUUCAGUAAGCUGCGCUCUGGCAAACUCCACAACGGUAACCACCCCAAAGAUGUCCGUUUGUAAAACAAAAUUGGAGGAAGUUUAAAACGUCAUUUAUUCAUCCUCAGAGAGGAAAUAAGAGAGAAGAAAAUUUCAAUGCAAAGUAAUGUAAAUUUAAAAGUUUGGUUCAUUGGAUUGACUCGUUUUUUGUAACAUAUUGAGCAUAAUCCACAUGGCUUAAUUUUGUAACACUUGUAUUAAGUACUAACAUUUAUGUGUUAUCAUGAACAUUUAUGUGUUAUCAUGAACAUUCUCUCUUAACAGUGGUCCACUAGCCACAUUGGAUCAGGAACAAAACACCUGAGGUUCUGGGCUUGGUUUCACAAAGCGCGCUAAGAUUAAUUUUAAAAUGUGUAUCAAACUUACUUGCUUAGCAAAGUGUGAUCAAAAUAAUAUGAUAUAUGGACCAGUGAAAGGACAAGCAAACUGGUCCCGCUAGCUUGUCACUGAAAAAAAGUAAUGGCAAACCCUGUCAUGCUAAGCAGAAGCAGGUUCAUGCCAUUAAUGCCUGGUAACCCACAUUAUUGACACUGAUGUCAUGCUGAUUUUUUAGCUAAGCAACAUUUUCUGCUUACUAGCAUUAUGUAAUUGAGCCCAGGAAUGAAAUCUCAUGUGUGCCACGCUUAAUAUGUGUGUGUUUCCAUUGUUUCAUCUUUCAUUGUCCUAAGAUGACAGCUGGACUUUGUCUGUUGCUGCCUCUGUAUCAUUUUGUUGCAUUGGAGAUUCCUGUGCCUUAAUCUUCAUGCAUUUUGCAGCGUGCAGCUAUUUUAUUAACAAACAAAAAAAAAUUAAAUUAAACCAUGCAGUGUGUAAUUUAAUAUCUUCUUAAGUCAAACAUACUGAACAGUACGUAUUCUUUAAACAGUACUGUGACCCUAAGUUUACACAAUUUAAGUCAUGGUGUGGACAAGGUAUGGAAAUUUUCACUUUUGGUUAAGUUUCACUUCAUUUUAUCAGAACCAUGUGAUAUUAUUGAGCGCUGGUCUAGCCAAACUGAGGCUAGUAGACAAAAAUAGUUUGGCCCCUGUUGUGAAAUGAAAAUUAGUAUUCAUUAUUGCUGUUGCAUACAGGGGACAUGACCAAUAUGGUAAUCUGAAUUAUCUUGCACAGCCUUACAAAUUUGAAUUCAUUUUCAUUUCAUUUGUUAUUCAGUUGAAUUAUCACAAAAAUGCUUUGUUUGAUUCAGUUAAGAUAGUUAAAUUUGUAACAAUUUUCCAUUUCCUAAAGAAAUCAUUUAAUCUACUGAAAAAAAUCUUAAAAAUCAUCGAUGUGAAGGUCACAAAUUUAAAUAUGAAUUCGUCCAAAACUUAAAACUUUGUUUAUUUAUUUAAGAAUUGGCUGCAUAUUCACUUUUCAUUCUUAACUUGCCCGGUGCAGUGUAUAACUAUUUCUAUGGUGUCACUUGUUUCAAAAGGUUAACAAAAUUGUUUGCAUUAUUGUAGAACAGAAAAUUAUGGGCUCGAUUGUUGGACAAAAUAAAAGCUGUAAUUUGCAAGGUUGUGAAACACCCAAA